Messenger RNA from Spinacia oleracea (spinach), 2987 nucleotides. Its product is annotated as mediator of RNA polymerase II transcription subunit 25. The record is from RefSeq and is a predicted model, not a curated record. NCBI's taxonomy places the organism in Eukaryota, Viridiplantae, Streptophyta, Magnoliopsida, Caryophyllales, Amaranthaceae. The coding region runs from base 161 to 2752 and encodes 863 amino acids. Gene Ontology annotation, cellular component: transcription regulator complex; mediator complex. The transcript has 15 exons. Gene Ontology annotation, biological process: positive regulation of transcription by RNA polymerase II.
UAAACUAUUGUGACUUGAGUCUGGAACUUAAAAAGACUAACCUGGGUUUUGUAAGAACCCCCAAAACUAAAUUCAAGCAACAAGAAAAGCAAAUGAUCUUCAAUUCCUUCAAUUAAUCCUCGAAAAUUUUCAUGGUUUGAGCAGAAUUUCAAUUUCAUCAAUGGCGGAUAAGCAACUCAUUCUCGUUGUUGAAGGGACUGCAGCGAUGGGUCCCUAUUGGAGCACCAUUGUUUCCGAUUACCUCGAUAAGAUCAUCAGGUCUUUUUGCGCAAAUGAUAUGACGACUCAGAUACAGAAGCCUUCGUCAAUUGCUUCUGGUUCGACCUUUGAGCUUGCCCUAGUUGUGUUUAAUACACACGGACCUUAUUCCGCUUCCUUGGUUCAAAGAAGUGGUUGGACAAGAGAUAUGGACAAUUUCUUUAGCUGGCUGUCUUCCAUAACAUUUUCAGGUGGUGGGUGGAACGAUGUUGCAACUGCUGAAGGCCUUGCCGAGGCUUUGAUGAUGUUUGCUAUCCCUCAAAAUGGAUAUCGAUCUGAACAGAAUUUGGAUGGAAAAAGACAUUGCAUUCUUGUUUCUGCUAGUAAUCCUUAUCCCUUGCCAACACCAGUGUAUCGACCAGCAAUUGAAAAUGUUGAGCAGGGUGAAAAUGGUGAAGCUCAAGCCGAGAAUCUUUUAUAUGAUGCUGAAACUGUGUCUAAGUGGUUUGGUCAGUGUUCUGUCUCACUGUCUGUCGUUUGUCCCAAAAUGCUACCCAAGCUUAAAGCAAUAUACAAUGCAGGUAAGCGUAACCAGAGGGCAGUUGAUCCAGCUGUUGAUGUUAAGCAGGCUCACUUCUUUGUUCAGAUAUCAGAUAGCUUCAUGGAGGCUCUUGCUGCUUUAAAUCGUUCAGGAUUGGCUCAAAAUCAGAGUCCUGCCACAACAUUGCCUCCUGGCUCAGGCCCUCCUAAUUCUAUGCCACCAGUGAAUGGAUCUAUCAUGAAUAAAGCACCCAUGUCUACAGGAAAUGUUCCGCAAGCAACUGUAAAAAUUGAGCCAAGUACAGUGACAUCCAUGGUAUCAGGACCUGCUAUACCCCAUAUGCCAUCCGUUCCUCGUGCUGCUGCUCAAAGUGUUCCUAGCUUACAGGCAUCUUCACCACCUUCUGUGUCACAGGAGCUGACUACAACCAAUGAAAAUGCUCCAGAGCUGAAGCCAAUCAAUAGCAAUAGCAUGUCUCAGCCCUUGCGCCCUGUGGGUGCCAUACUAAACAAUAUCUCUCAAGCACGAGUAGCCCUUUCAGGAGGAACUUCUCUAGGGUUGCCUUCAAUGGGUGGGAACGCUAUUGGUAUGCACAUGUCGAACAUGAUAUCUAAUGGAAUGGCAUCGAAUGUGCCGCCUUCUCAAACUGUAUUGUCUUCUGGACAGUCUGGUAUCUCUGCUUUGUCUGGGACGGGAGGAAUUGCAGGAGCUUCUCAUCCUGUACAGAAUUCAGCCCUUGGUUCAUUUUCUACCGCUACUUCUAAUGUCUCUGGAAAUUCUAACCUAGGCAUUUCUCAGCCAUUGACUAAUCUCCAAGGAAAUGUAAGUAAUACGAUGGGUCAAACUGUAUCUGGGAUUGGUCAGGGAAAUGUUUCAGCUAUGACACAGAGUGGAAAUGGUAUGAAUCCAAAUAUGAUAUCUAACCUUGGUUCAACUGGCGCACCAUCCGGUACUGGCUCCAUGAUGCCAACUCCAGGAAUGCCUCAGCAGGUACAGCCAGGAAUGCAAUUGAAUAAUUCAGCAGCUAAUAUGUCGAUGUCUCAACAAGCUCCGUCUUCUUUACAAUCUUCACAAUCCAAAUAUGUUAAAGUGUGGGAGGGAAACUUGUCUGGACAGAGACAAGGACAACCUGUAUUUAUCACUAGAUUGGAGGGGUAUAGGAAUGCAACAGCCUCAGAGACACUUGCAGCAAACUGGCCACCAACUAUGCAAAUUGUUCGUCUGAUUUCUCAGGAUCACAUGAAUAACAAGCAAUAUGUUGGCAAAGCAGAUUUUCUAGUUUUCAGAGCAAUGAAUCAGCAUGGAUUUCUUGCUCAGCUACAAGAAAAGAAGCUUUGUGCAGUUAUCCAAUUGCCAUCUCAGACGCUGCUGCUAUCGGUUUCUGAUAAAGCCUGCCGCUUAAUAGGAAUGCUUUUCCCUGGAGAUAUGGUAGUUUUUAAACCCCAAAUACCAAGUCAGCAACAGCAUCAAUUGCAGCAUCAGCAAUUACAGCAUCAACAACAACAACAAAACCAGCAGAUGCAGCAGCAGCAAAAUCAACAGAUGCAACAACAACAGCAACAACCACACUCUCAGCUGCAGCCCCAACAACUUCAGCAUUUGCAACAACAACAACAACAAACCAUGCAACAGCUGCAGCAACAACAACAACAACUUCCACAGAUGCAACAACCACAACUUCAGCAUUUACCACAGCAACAACAAACCAUGCAGCAAUUGCAACAACAACAACAGCAAAUGCCGCAACUUCAACAACAACAAAUUCCACAGCUUCAACAACAACAGCAAAUUCCACAGCUCCAACAACAGCAACAAAUACCACAGUUACAACAGCAGCAGCAGCAACAACAACUUCAGCAGCUACAACAGCAAUCUCAACCUCAGCAAAUGGUUGGUGGUGGAAUGGGUCAGGGUUAUAUGCAAGGUCCCGGUCGACCUCAGUUGGUUCCCCAGGGACAGGUACCAUCGCAGGGGACCCAAUCAAAUAUGUCCGGUGGUGGUUUUAUGGGUUAGUUUGUUUAAUUAUUUAGUGCAUAUACUUUUGUAAUUUAACUCAGAAUAUUUAAAGUGCCCCCUUGUGCUAUGUCAGAUGGGGUUGGGGCAGCUAAGUUAAUGCAUAGUGAUUAGUCUAAUUGGAUUGUAUUAUCACAUCAUCACAGCUCAAGCAUAUACAUAUCUAUUCUUGUGAAUGCAAGAGCAAGAAGUGAUUUUGUUGCAAGUGUUUUGGUGAUUUAUAUGCUGUUGCCGA